AGAGUCGCGGCACCGGAGCUCCGGAGCUCCGAUUCGUGCUAGUAUUAGUACGGUAUCGGUCGAGUGUACAUCGACGGUAUGUGACACUUUUGGUGCCAAACAACAUUGCCAUGAGCCCAGCGUCUUCGGGCACUCUGGAAGUGGAAAAAUACAUCGGUGCAUGUCUAAUAUCGUCGCAAAGUCGACCGAAAACGGUCAAUAUAAACUCUCGCGAGGUGUUUUUCUCCCGACUUCCUGAUGUUUAUCCCGGAAGUUACGUGAAUUUCGACGGGAGAUUCCGCAUACAGAGAUGCAACGCGGUGGACAGAUGGGCCGGUGGCAUGCCCUUGAUCUCCUUCGCAAACCACCAGAAAAGAAAUCGAAGAGUUGAAGAUGCGAAAGAAGAAAAGAAUCCUUUAGCCAGACUAGCGGUGCACACCCAAGGGGCACCUUUAAUCCUCACCAAAAAUUUUACACGAAGGAAUAAACAGAAGAAGAAUUUUGAAAAUGGGAAGAAGACGAAUCAGAAUAGUGUUGUGGACACUGUCAGUGUGACCAGUGAUGAAAGCUCAGGUUCUGCCAAUUCGGAUAAUUGUCUUCCUCGGAUAAUCAAACCGCGAAAAAGGCGAAAAAAAGACAGAAAGCCAGCGGUUCUAGGCCGGAAUUUGGGCCAAGAUGGGUUUUCAACAGAUAGUGCUAGUCCCGAUAUUGAUACAAUCCCUGUCAGUGUUCUUCAAAGUUAUACUCCUUUCAUCUUUGACCCACACACUUACGGAUUAGUUCCUGAAACAUUGUCAUUAAAUCAACAAAAAUUUGAAUUCAACAACGAGUCAGAAACACCUCAGUUGCAUCACUCGUUUGAAGACGUCGAAGAAUCAGACGAUGUUGAUAUUAAUGGCAAUCAGACUGUUUGUCAAUGUCGAUACUGUGAUCCUUCCGGUCAGAUUUGGGACGUCGACAGGAAUUGUUAUUCUCCGUUUCUAACAGCGCCGAUGAGAAAAUUGGAAAGUUUUCUUCCGAGAUUCAGCGAUUUCGAUGACGAUUGUUUGAUACACGCCAUGUCUUCGGUUUCUCUCGAUGAAGAAAAGGAAAAGAACGAUUCAAAAACACUCGUACCUUGUUCGGGCGAUUUGGAAGUCUCAACGGAAAUUGUGACGUCUUUAAAUGGACAUCGUGACAUUGAAAUUAAAUUUUUUUCAUCGAGUACUGAUAACGUGCGUGUCUCGGAGAGACAAUCGUGCGAGAGUGUAAAUAAAGAGUGUAAAUUUGUAUCUGAAGAAUAACAAAAAAAUCAUAAUUUUGAUCUCUACACUUCAACGAUUUCAUGGUUUAUUUUUUAGCUUUCACUCUUUUCGUUGUUUGUUUUUUCCGCAUGUAUCAUUAUUAAACUUUGGUAGGGAACUUUCUACGUAAAGUUUACUGGUCCAUACGGAAAACCAACCCACCAUGCAAUGAAAUUUUUGACUGGUUGGGUGGAAUUUCUUAUUUAUUUAUGUUUCACAUUGUGUAGUUUUAGUUUUUUGUACUUCUGUUCUUUUAGGUUUAUUUUUAAAAAUACUUAUGUUAAGUAUUUUACUUUAAUCUUGCAAAUUAUGUUAGUUCUUGCAUUGGAUUAGAUGUAUGCACCUUCAUAUUUUACGUUAUGUACAUACAUCAUCAAUAAAUGCCUUCAUUCAUUAAA
Messenger RNA from Tribolium madens (black flour beetle), 1660 nucleotides. RefSeq lists its product as uncharacterized. The coding region runs from base 111 to 1262 and encodes 383 amino acids. NCBI's taxonomy places the organism in Eukaryota, Metazoa, Arthropoda, Insecta, Coleoptera, Tenebrionidae. The transcript has a single exon. The record is from RefSeq and is a predicted model, not a curated record.